Molecule: messenger RNA, 4433 nt
Organism: Chiloscyllium plagiosum (whitespotted bambooshark)
Lineage: Eukaryota; Metazoa; Chordata; Chondrichthyes; Orectolobiformes; Hemiscylliidae
Product: deoxynucleoside triphosphate triphosphohydrolase SAMHD1-like
Biological process (GO): dGTP catabolic process; defense response to virus; regulation of innate immune response
Cellular component (GO): nucleus
Molecular function (GO): dGTPase activity
Source: RefSeq, a predicted model, not a curated record
CAGCGGGCGAGAGAGUGAGAGAAUAACUUCACCGCCUUCAUAGCGAGAGAGAGAGAGAGAGAGUCGCAUCACCGCACUCGGAGAUGGCCAGCAACCCAAGAGACUCCAGCUCAACAAGAUACCACAGGGAAGACAAUCGAUUCGGCAGCCCUCAGGAUGAUUCUGCAGAUGAUUUAGAAGUUCAAGAAGGAAUUCAUGGAAAACAAUCAUCAUGUACUGGUGACAUAAAUCGUGCUCCGAAGAUUUUCAAUGACCCAAUCCACGGACACAUUGAGAUGCAUCCACUCCUCGUCCGGAUCAUUGACACUCCACAGAUGCAGCGGCUCCGGUUCAUCAAGCAGCUUGGCGGGGCAUACUUUGUGUUUCCGGGGGCCUCCCACAACAGAUUUGAGCACUCCAUCGGUGUGGCAUACCUGGCAGGCCAGUUGAUUAAAGCUCUCGCUGAGCGACAACCAGAUCUUGAUAUAAGCCAGCGAGACAUUCUGUGUGUGACGGUAGCUGGACUCUGCCAUGAUCUGGGUCAUGGCCCAUUUUCACAUCUGUUUGAUCGAAAAUUUAUCCCUAAAGCUCGAGGAAAUGAUUUUGGCUGGAAGCACGAAGAAGGUUCAAGGGCCAUGUUUGACCACAUGAUCAAGACCAAUAAGCUGGAGGGUAUUUUCCACGACUAUGGCCUAGUGUUACCAAAAGACCUUGACUUCAUCAAAGAACAGAUCGCGGGACCUGAAAAGUCCAAUAAUGAUCCAUGGCCAUAUAAAGGUCGUCCCAAAGAGAAAGCUUUUCUUUAUGAAAUCAUUGCCAACAAAAGGAAUGGGAUUGACGUUGAUAAGUGGGAUUACUUUGUCAGGGACAGUCACCAUCUGGGAAUCCAGAACAACUUUGACUUUGGACGCUUCCUCCGGUUUGCUCGAGUUUGUGAAGUAGAAGGAACAAAGCAGAUUUGCACUCGAGAUAAGGAAGCUGGUGACAUGUAUGACAUGUUUCACACGCGCUACACUUUGCAUCGCAGAGCCUUUCAACAUAGAGUUGUCAACAACGUCGAGAGCAUGAUCACAGAGGCAUUGCUGCUAGCAGAUCCACACUUCAUGAUAACUGGUAAAAAUGGGAUUAAGUUUACAAUGUCCAGAGCAAUUGAUGACAUGGUGGCUUACACCCAACUCACAGACUGUGUCUUUGAAAACAUCCUGAAUUCAUCUGACCCUGCAUUGAGCAAAGCACAGGAAAUCCUGAGAAAUCUUGUGCAGCGUAAGCUAUUUAAAUUCAUCAGGGAGGCUCGAUUUGCAGAGAAAACAGAAAAUUUAGAGAAUGAAAAAAAAAACUUGCUUCAGAAAUUGGUUGAAGCUACCGGAUUGAAGGCAGAAGAUUUCAUAGUAGCUAUUAUUCCGAUGGACUAUGGGAAGAAGGAGAAAGAUCCCUUUCAGAAUACCUUAUUCUACACAAAGGAGAACCCCAAUGUCACAAUCAAAAUCCCUAAAGAUCAGGUGUCUCAUCUGCUGCCAGUGAGGUUUGCAGAGAAGCUGGUCCAAGUGUAUUGCAAGAACAUAGAGAUGGAUGCAGAUACAGUGAAAAAAGCCAAAGUCCAAUAUGAAGUCUGGCACGAAGAGCUGAGGAACCGUGCUGACCCUGCUCCUGGGCCUAAUUAGAAUGACAGUGACAGGGAAAGUGACAAUUUGAUCCCAAAAGUGACCUCCAGUUCCAUCACCAUUACCACAGGCCCAAGAUGAAGCUUUUCAAAUAGAGAAAAUGGGAAUUUCCUGUGGAAGCUGGGAGUCUUGUUCUAUUCAAGUAAUGGAGUUACUUUCAUCUGGAAUCACUUAGUCACCUCAGAUCCUGACCUUUGGGGCUGUCACGCCUGGUGACACCUCUGAAUAUUUUCUCAUUUUAAUGACAGGUACCUCUCAUGCAUAGGAACCCAUAUUUGAAUGGAUAUAUAGCCAUAUAUUUUAUUGCUUGGUGAGGGAGUAUGUCUGUUGUUAUAAAUCUACUAAUUGCUUCAGAUGUUCUAUUCAGCAUACAAUGUGGUAUAGUACAAACUGAAUUUUGGUCACGGGAGCCUUGGAGAAACUGUUGAAAUAGUUAUAGUGUCUCUUCUGACACAGUUAUGACAAGGCUUAUUGCACUCAGUUUCAUAAUGGAGUAGGUUUGGUGGAAUCUGACAUGUGAAUAUUGUUGUGGAGAUUAGUGGACAGUCCAUGGCACAGUGAUUCUUGGUCACUGUAUUGAAGAUAAUUGGGGAUUUGUGACACAAGGUUAUUAUAUUAAGUCUUGACACUGUCUAGAUUAAAGUCAUAUUUGGGUAUUUUAGAUAAUCUCGAGUAGAUGAAAAUUCAGUUUUAAUCAAGUAAUCGUUUUCGUAGGUUGAAUAUAUUUUACUGUGACUAGAAUAUCUUCUGGCAUUUACAGGUUGAAUCACCUGAUGCUUACAAUGUUUCCUGCCUAGGUACACUCAGGGGUCUUUUUUAAAAACAUAAUUCUAUGAGCAGCUUGUUUUGCAUUGUAAAUGCCACUAUUUUGCACAUGUGCCUUAUGCAGAACACACCACUCUACAUUAAAAGGCAAGCAAUAUAAACCAAGACUAUUGCAAAAUACAGCAAAAUCUGUCAAGAAACUCUGAAAAACUCUCUAUUCCCAGGAACCCCACAUUCUUUUAUAUCUCACUAUUCAGUCAUUCCAGGGGUGACCUCAAUGUGUUAAAAUUAAGCCCAUGUUUCCAUCCUUCAGUGUAAAACAGCUUCAAUUUCUGAGUUGAGAAAUUCGUGUGGCACUUUAGCCUUUAUUUACCAUUAGAGAAUUUUGAAUACACAUUAAGCACCAUUAGCACCCAAAACUUGUUUUAGAGGCCUGAAUUAGAGUGCAGUGUCCUGACUGAGCAUUCGGAAUCCUUGAAUAUCCGACCCCCCCUAGCCCUGAAUUUUAAGGACAUAUCACAUGCAGAGUUUUUACAUUUGCAACAUGGAGAUUUAUCCUGUCAGAGAAAUAUCUUACCACAAAGAAACAGACACUACAUGACUGGAAACCAAAUCCUUUCAAGGAUGAACAAUAUUUUAAUUCCGCAAAGUGUGGGCUCUUUACUGGCUCCAGGAGCAAAUCAAAAGGAUGUACAUUAAUCCGAACCCUUUGUGCUGUUGUAUGUUUUUGUCCAGUGUGCAUGUAUCUACACAGAUUGGGGACAAACUGGAACUAACUUCAAAAUUUAGUGCCUUGUCUUUGUUGCACAACUAAAGAGUGCAAGGUUCUACUUUUGUAUACAAGUAAUGAUGGGCAUGUUUACAAAGUCACAAAUGACAUCAACAAAAUUCAGUUUUGCCUCAGUCACGAAUUGUAGAGUCUUUAGUCAAAUUUGAGAUUCGGGACAAAGGGCAAAGUUGGUGAAGACACUGACCCUCUUACCUUGAAGGGACCUGGGUUAUAUUUUUGCACAACUCUCAUUGAGAGGCAGCUUUGUGUGAAUUGGGUGCUAUUUCCUGAGUUUCUCAUACAAUGCAUGAUGAACCUGAUAAGAUUUUGCAUUUUUCGUUUAACUUCCACACAGGUGAUUUUACUUUUGCAUCUGUUUCUGAGUGAGAGACACAGACAGUUGGUUGUCAUUUGCCUCAUUCAGCCUGAAGUGAGACAUUUAGUAUUUGGUAGUGGGUGGAGAUAUCUGCUCUUUAUAAAUAAUGCAUUCAGUGGAUUAAAUACAUGAGGGAGAAGGGAAUAAAUGGUUAUGCUGAUAAUGCUAGAUGAAGAAGGUUGGAAGGAGGUUUACGUGGAGCAAUAACACUGGUACAGUUGGGCUGAAUGGCCUAUUUCUGUGCUGUAAAUUCCAUAAAAUUUCAUUCCUUUGUUUCCAAACUGAAUUCAUGGAUCAAAGUUCCAGCCAAACUGAAUAGAAUAACAUGAAACUUAAAAUUAGUGAAAAAUACCAGGUGCAAUUUAGGUUUAUUAAUGGUUUUUAUCCUGAUGCAAGUGCAAAUUAAUUUGAAUACCACAUUCAAUAAAUUGACUUCAAAUACCAAUCAAAAUGUCAAGAGGAGUGUUAUUAACUCCCUUACCUCCUUCACCUUCUCUUCCAAGGAUAGAGUUGACAGACAGUUGUUUGAACAUUUAUAAUAUCUUUCUGUAAUAACAUGUUUGUUAUACUCAAGCCGUCUGAAUAGUUGCGUGUUGGAUGCACUUUAGUGAGGAUUUUUAACUAACGGGAGAAGGUUUCAAGUUUGCACUUUCAAAGUUUUAAAUUGAAUAUUUUUGUACAUUUUUGAACAUGUACAUUUCUGAAUAAAUUUUACCACUGCUGUUCAUAAAGUGUCAUGCUUUCUAUUCAUUGGCUGUAAAAAUAAACAUAAAACAAUUAUAGGUAAGUACUAACAUGCAACUGAUAAGAUAUAUUGAACGAAAUCUUUGCAUGCAUGACACUGUGUUCUUUUGCGAUAAAUUCUAUGUCUUAUGAUCCUGCU